UGGACUGAGUGAAGAUCCGCCCCCUCCGGUCAUGUCUUGUCUUGUUGCUCCGUGUGAACUCCGGAGUUUCAAUAUUGAGACGAAGACAGCAGGACACACUGACAGGAUUCUGUGUAGUGAUCAUGGCUGAGAACGGAAAACACAGUGAGAUGGAGACAGGAGACGGACUUCCGACGUCACAGGAGACACAGAGUGUGAUGUCUCGUGUGAGUAACCUGGCCCUGGUCAGCUCAGCGUGUGACGCCGUGUCCAGCGCAUACAGCAACACGAAGGAAAGCAUCCCUGCGCUCAGAGGAGUGAUGGACGCGGCCGAGAGUGGAGUUCGAACCCUGAGCACCGCCGCCAGCUCCGGAACUAAACCUCUACUGGACAAACUGGAGCCUCAGAUUGCCGUGGUGAACGAGUAUGCCAUGAAAGGUCUGGACAAGAUAGAGGAGACUCUUCCUGUCCUUCACCAACCAGCGGACAAGCUCAUGUCUGAGACAGUAGGAAAGGUGUAUCAGUGUGUAUCAGGAGCGAAGGACGCGAUGGUGGGGGUGAUGAUGGGGGGAGUGGAGAUGACCCGUACUGCCCUCAGCGGCAGUAUCAACACCGUCAUGGGGUCCCGCGUGGGGCAGAUGGUCAGCAGCGGCGUGGGUUUGGCUCUGAACCGACUUGAGGACUGCGUGGAGCAACAACUCCCGCUCACACAGACAGAACUGGCCGCUGUAGCAGAGCCUCUGCCGAAAGAUGAGGUCAGAGCCUCGCAGAGCGACGGGGGUGUGACCUCACAAAACCCCACCCCCAGCUACUUUGUGCGCCUGGGGAAACUCUCGGCCCAGGUUCAGGAGCGAGCGCUGGAGCUGUCCCUCAUCAAGGCCAGCGCCGCCCGGGACGCCACCCACAGAGCCGUCGCCCAAAUCAGCAGCACUCUGGACCUGCUGGAGAACCUGAGAGGAACCAACGCGCUGGUGGGAGCACCGGAGCAACUCCUGAAGAGGUGGAGGGAGUGGAGACAGGAGGGGCAGGAAGAACAUGGGCAGGGGCAAGGGGCAGAAAAAACGGAGGUGGACACCGAUGAGGAGGGCAAAGAGAACGGAGAGCAGCUGGAUCGGAGAGCUCUGUCCAUGGUGCAAGCUCUGAGUGAGCAGCUGCGUGUGGCAUGUUCAGGUGUGGUGUCCAGUGUUCAGGGUCUCCCCACCACCGUCCAGGAACAGCUGCUGAAGGCUCGGAACUCAGCCGAAGAGCUGCACUUGACCCUCGGCAAAACCACCACCAUCACACCGCUACUGCUCCAACAGAGCCGAACCCAGAUUACACAGGUGAGACAGUCACUGGACGGAGUGAUGGACUAUCUCCUGAAUAACACGCCUCUGAACUGGUUAGUCGGGCCUUUUUCACCCCAGCUGACGGAGAAGCAGCCGAGCGCAGAGUAGCGCUCAGAAAAAAUAAAAACGUUCAAAUGUGCCUUUAACGACAGCGUGUAGCUCUUUUACCUGCACUGUGACCACAUGGUGGUCAGUAGGACAUUUGCUUUUAAAAUCACUAAUGAAUCAUUCAGCCUGAACACUGUUUUCAAACAAUCAUUUGGUUUUACUAUGAAUCACUAGUGAAUUAUUUGGAUUUACUACAGAAAUCACUAGUGAAUCAUUUGGAUUUACAGUAGAGUCACUAGUGAACCAUGCGGCUUUGCGAUGAAUUGCUAGCGAAUCGUUUGGAUUUACUACAGAAAUCCCUAGUGAAUCAGCUGGUUUUACAAUAGAACUACUACUGAAUCAUUUGGAUUUACCACAGAAUCAGUAGCGAAUCAUUAAGUUACAGCUUAUAGCUUUACUAGUGAAUCAUUUAACUUUUCUGUAAGUUAAUAGUGAAUUAUUCGGUUUUACCAUAGAAAUCACUCAUGAAUCAUGUGGCUUUACUAUAGUAUUACUAGUGAAUCGUUUGUCUGUACAACAGAAAUCAUUAGAGAGAAUCAUCUGGCCUCAUCACAAUCAAUCAUUUGGCCUCAUAAUAAAAAUCCCUAUUGAAUCAUUUGGAUUCAGUUGAAACAUUUGGAUUGAAUUAAAAAAAAAUUGCUUGUGCCAUGUCCCAAAAAAUGUGUGGCAUGUUCAGCUGUACUAUAGUAAUAAUGAAUAGUUUUACUGACUCAUUUGCUGUUCACAAUCACAUGAGCAUUGUUUGAUUUUUACUGCUAGUAAAUGUGAGCAAUCCCCAGUGAGUCAUCCAGACGUUUCCUGGAAUCAUCAGUGAAUCAUUUGGUUGUACAACAGAGUCAUUAGUGAAUCAUUUGUGAUUGUCAUCACUUUUGAGGAAACUAUAUCCAUUUAAUCAGGUACAGUAAAAUAAACUGACUUUAAUUAUCCAUGUUGUUAAUGGAUUUCCUGUUCCAGUGUAAUAAUGUCAAUUUUAGCACGUUGCUCAUUAGCAAUUCUACUCUCAUUCAGCAGUGACUGUACUUUUUCUCUCAUUCAGCAGGACACUGUCAUGUUAGUCAUUAUGUUCAUCAUUAUUAUAACUGUAAAGCACGUGGUUCAUGUCUGACGUAUUACAAUAAACCAGUGAUAUUACAACAUA
Molecule: messenger RNA, 2553 nt
Organism: Hemibagrus wyckioides
Lineage: Eukaryota; Metazoa; Chordata; Actinopteri; Siluriformes; Bagridae
Gene: plin3
Product: perilipin 3
Exons: 8
Coding region: 123-1415 (430 amino acids)
Biological process (GO): lipid storage; positive regulation of triglyceride storage
Cellular component (GO): cytosol; lipid droplet
Source: RefSeq, a predicted model, not a curated record